This is a messenger RNA of Spodoptera litura, 4698 nucleotides long. Its product is annotated as uridine phosphorylase 1. Lineage: Eukaryota; Metazoa; Arthropoda; Insecta; Lepidoptera; Noctuidae. Gene Ontology annotation, biological process: nucleotide catabolic process; uridine catabolic process. Gene Ontology annotation, molecular function: uridine phosphorylase activity. The record is from RefSeq and is a predicted model, not a curated record. Gene Ontology annotation, cellular component: cytosol; cytoplasm.
CACAUUUUAUAUGCAGUUAAUGUCGUUAGGAUUGAAAGUUUAGAUGACCGUAACGAUGGCUUCUCUUACAGCGAUCGUAUUUCUCAGAUCCAAUUAAGUUUUUUCGAUAGCACAUUUAUGGAUGCUAAGCACAAAACAUUCCAGUCAUCACUUUUAAUUUACUCAAUAGCAUAACGCCAUAAAGAUAAUAUAUAUACAGCAAUUUAAAUGCGUUCAGCGCAAUUCCUUUACUAAGCGCACGAUUAAAGUUUCUGCGUUAGUGACAUAAAUUGUGAUUCAUUAUACAACGAGAGUUUACUUCGGUACUAUAUAAUAUAAUAUAGCGUUAUUAUUGCUACGAGUGGCAAUGGACAGCUGCGCAUGGUGAAGCGAAUGUUUAACACGCACCGAACAGUAUCGCAAUGUCAUGGAAUAAAAGUUUUCGUGGAUUCCCAGGCAGCUGUACGCGAACCGUCCAGACAGACUGCUAUUCGCCUUUGGAAAGUCGAUCAAACAAUACGUUAUAACCGUGCGGUGCAACUCGUGGUGCGACCUGGUGCGCUUUUCGUAAUUUAUUAUUCUUAAAAAAAAAACAACCAGUGAGUGUGUUGUGAAUUUAGAUUUAAAUCGUUUUUUUUUAAUUAUUAAAGCCUUCAAGUUCAACAAAUUGCAAGAUGCCGUGCAAUUGUAAAGUGGAGGAAUCGAGUGCAUCCUCCCAACAUCAAAACGGAUGCGAGAUGAAUGCUCGUCGGAGUUCUGCUGGACAAAACGGCCACCAUCAGCCACAUCGGAAGUCGUUUCAAGAUAAUGGUCAUGGGGAAGUGUGGGAGAACUACGCUGAUGAACCUGUAGAUCGUGAUACUGUUAGGUAUCCUGAUGGCACGGUGCGUCUCCGGAACCCUAACAUCGAGCUAAUGGACCAAGAUAUAUUAUACCACUUGGCCCUCGGCAGUGGUUCUCACGAUCUUGUUGAAAUGUUCGGGGAUGUAAAGUUUGUGUGCAUGGGUGGCACCCCGAAGCGGAUGGAGCAAUUUGCGUACACAAUCAUGGCGGAGAUUGGUCACAAGCUGCCUUGUGGGACCACACUGCAGGAUAUAAGCCAGUUCUCGUACAGGUACUCCAUGUACAAAGUGGGGCCUGUGCUUUGUAUCAGUCAUGGUAUGGGCAUCCCAUCUGUGGGUAUUCUGCUGCACGAGGUUAUUAAGCUGAUGUACCACGCGAAGGUACGCGAUCCUGUGUUCUUCAGGAUCGGUACGUGCGGUGGUAUCGGCUACGAGGGCGGCACUGUUGUUAUCUCUGACGAGGCCGUUGAUGGUGCACUCAGGAAUGUUCUAGAAUUGACGGUUUUGGGUAAGAACAUCCAAAGACCUGCGAAAUUGGACAAGAGGUUGGCGCGUGAACUGAAGGGGCUGGCUGAUCCCGAGGAUCCAUAUGAUACCGUCACCGGAAAGACUAUGUGCACAUACGACUUUUAUGAAGGUCAAGGUCGUCUGGACGGUGCGUUCUGCGAUUUCACGGAAGCUGACAAAAUGGAGUACUUAGAGAGCAUUCACAAGUCAGGCGUCGUCAACAUUGAGAUGGAAUCACUUGCAUUCGCUGCGCUGACGCACCAUGCGGGCAUCAAGGCUGCUGUUAUAUGCGUCACUCUGCUCGAUAGACUGAGGGGCGACCAGGUUUUAGCGCCGAAGGAAGUAUUGGAUGAAUGGCAGCAACGACCAACGAAGCUUGUGUGCCGUUACAUCAAAAGAUAUCUUCAGAUGAAGGGUCGGCUGUCGCUGGACGGACACGGAUCCAUUGCAGUGAAGAGCCCUCGCCGGUUCAAGCUGGUGCAGCAGGAGUCUGAGAACUACGACUAGAGUGUGGCUAGUCACCGCCCACCAUGGAAUUUCCAGAACAGCGAUGGAAUUGGGUUUGCACUAGUUCGGAGCCAUCUGUGCUGAUCGCUCAAAUGUUUACUACGCUCCAACUUUACCUACUUCUUUAGUUUCUAUUUUAUAUGUUUGUUACUUCACAUCUUCGAAAACAUAUAUUUUUUCGACUACUUUUGAAAGUGUACCAAAAAUCUGGAUAUUUUUAAGUAGGAUCGUUGACGAUUUUGUCAAAAGUAAAGAUUUGGUCAGAUUUAUUUGUGUAGGCACGGAAUCGAAUAUUGCUGUGUAUGUAUUUGGUUGGAUAGUGACUCAGAAUCUUUCAUCUUUUAUGAAAAUUAAAAGAAUAGCAGAAGCACUGUACUGCCACAAUAUGGUUUUUUUCAUGUUGACAAAAAAGCGAACAUUAUCUAUGUUACAUUUAACUUAGGCCUUAGGCUAUGCUUUAUGCACGUUGUAACUAAAAUAUUAUUUGGAACUUCCUAAUUACUUAAUUCGAAUCUGAGAUAAAAUACCUUAGCAAGUUAAUAACCAAUUCUUGUUACUUGUUAUAAAAAGACAAAAUAAAGAUAUUAGUGAGUAGGCAAGCUACUUAUCGAAAUAUGUGAUGACACUUAAUUAGUGGUGGAUUAUUGAUGGCCAGGACGUCAAUGUUUUAACUUAAACGUCUCACUACUUGUUAUUUUAUUCCUGUUGAUACCUUUCAGGUUUUUUUCAUGAUACAUAUCUAUUGAAUUAUACUUACUUUAUUAUUGAAAUAUUUUCGUUGAUGUACCCAAUGCAAUGUUGUCAUCAAUUUUCAGAUCAGCUGGCAUUUGGGUGGAAUUAUAGGGUAAUGUUUGUUUUUAUUAAUCCUAGUUGUUCCUCGUGUGCUUAUAGGCUGAGUCACGGUAUGAACGAAUCGAAGUGCGUUGCUAAAUGCUAUGAAUGCAUUAUUUUAAUAUUUUAAAGCUAGGUACAAUUGUACAAAGGUGUUCGUUUGGUUAUGUUGUUGCACAAACUGUAUUAGCGACAAAUGUGAUAAUAUUUGGCAGUAGUGUAAUGUAAGGACCACGACAAACGUUCAGAUUCUUUGUCGGCGAUGUUCGUCCUCCUUCAGACCUUCGCAUUACUUUCACACCUUGCACGGUGACAGCUUGGAAGUUGGACAUGAACAAGUGCCUCUACUUACAUACUCAUUAAUAUUCUUGACAGUGGCACUGAAAGGUUGUCUGCGUUAAUGAAAUAUUGUUCUAAUAUCACUUGUGACGGAAGUGAAGGUAAACUUGUUAUAUGGCAUUUAUAUUAAUAUGUAGGCGCCUGCUCGGCCAGCAACCAGUGUCACGUACUAUCACUUGUAUUUACUGCACUUGUGCCUGCGAAUGUUCACAUGUCAAUAAAUCACUUGUAUUUUAAAAGGACAACUGUUUAUAUCACUAGCCUGUUUUUAAAUCUGCAUCGCCAUCAGACAAUCGUACGUUUGUUCUAUUGAUUUAUUGUGCUUCCACGAAUGGUUAUUGUUGAUAAUUUAUGCACGAAGCGUUGUCAACAUGCUUUAUAUGUUACAAGAUAUAAGUAUAUCUAGAAUAAGAUAUUCCAGUUAUCUACGUUGAUGUAGUUUUCAUAUUAUAAGAUUAUCUGAUAAUAAGAAUGUUAUCAUUAAAAUUAAUCAGCUUACUAUAAGGUUUAAGAGUAAUUAUUAUUUUUAUUUAUUUAUUAUGAAAUGACCAAAUCUUAUCUCAGCCCGAUGCGUUACAUCGGGGAUGUCACUCAAGUAACUUGUGCGUCAGGCUAAAGUUUUGCAGACGUAAGCAAGUUUAUUGUUAAUCAUGAUAGUGAUAAGGCCAACGCUACGAUACGAUAAAAUUAAAUUAUUAUUAGAAUAAUCAUGAUAGUCCUAAUUAUAGCGUUGUACUAAAUGUAUUUAGUUCAUAUUUAGCCUCUUGAGUGCAUCGAUAUGAGACACAAUAGAAAAUACAUUGUCUCGCGUGGAUCCGCGUUAUAGACACACGAAAGGUUAAAUAACAUUAUACAACUGUAGUUCAAUUUAUAGAGUUAUUUUGUUGAUGUUACAAUUUAAACAUAUCUUACUAUAUAUAUAUAUAUAUAUAUAUAUAUUUACAUCCUAGAAUCUUUUUGGCGUCAUGCACGUCGCGCAACAUUAUGACGUCCCCCAGUUCCCCUUAACUUUUUUCAUAUGUCUUGAUGAAUAUUGCUUAGUUAUUCGAUUUCCAGCUUCGUAGGAUACGUCAUUUUCCGAUAAUUUUAUUUUUCACGAUAUUCUUCUUGCAGUCAUGCUGCAACAUUUUUGAACCCCAAACAAUGGUGAUAACAAAUUGGGCUCCUAGAUAUAUUGAUCGUGAUUUAACCAUGGCAUCGGCUAAUUAACGUCCCCACACCGUGGAUGGUAUUUGCGAGUGCAACGUUGCCAGCUUUGUGUUCACUUGUCUCUUUCUUUUACUAUCACUCGUCUGGUAGUACAAAAUUUCAACAUUAUUCCAAUAUUCACAAAAAUUAUCGAUACAUAAUUAUAUCAAUGCCCGGAUUUGAUAUAAUAAUGUUAUCUACUAGUAGGUGCCUACUUUAUAAUUAUUAUACUACCUAUCAAUAUUGAUGGAAUGAGCAAGAUGAAUUAAUUGAAUUUAAUUGGUACAUCAGAUAGUGUAAGAUAAGAUGAAAAAAUUUGAGGAUCCUGAUAAAUGACAUGGUAAUGGCAGGAGUCUCUUGCGGAGGCUGACGAAGGAUAUGCGCGCGAAGAAUGUUUCUUCCUCAGCAGGUAUCAUGUAAGAUCACCUAGCUAUCGAACGUCCGUAUAUUGCUAUUGGGCGUCCGUAUAUAGCUAUUGAACGUCCAUAUAUAGCUAUUGGGCGUC